Molecule: messenger RNA, 1742 nt
Organism: Elaeis guineensis (African oil palm)
Lineage: Eukaryota; Viridiplantae; Streptophyta; Magnoliopsida; Arecales; Arecaceae
Source: RefSeq, a predicted model, not a curated record
GGUUAGUCCCUCCCUCAUCGCAUCUGCCACCGAUCCCAUUUCCGAAGGCUCAACCAAAAACCCUUGGUUUUUUGAUCCUCUUUCCCUUUCUCCUAUCAAUCAACAGCCCACCCACUUACCUAUCAUCUGCCCCUUGAUUACCCACCUUUCCUCUCAGAUCGAUGGAUUUCUUCUCCUCCGGCCGACGAUUCACUCUCAUUGGAAAAAGAUUCUCCAGCUUUGCUUAUUCUGCAUGUAAUUUAGUCUUGUUAUGGCACAACCAUCAGAUUAAGGGGCAUGGCCAGAUUUAUGCACACUUAAUUUGGCAUUAUUAACUUGGGGGAUUCUCACUUAAUCAGAACAGUGAGUGUUAGACUUGUCACCUGAAUUUUGGCUGUUCAAGAUGAAUGGUUCUUCUUCCAAUGAAGGAAAAUCAUUGAACGGAAACCCGAAGCAGAUUGAGGUUUUUGAGCUUCUGAAUUCAAAAAAUGGACCAAAACACUGCACUUUAACUCCAUGGAGGGUAUUCAGGGGUGUUCUAUGUUUGGUGAUAUUGCUUUCAACUGCGUUUAUGAUGUUAAUAUAUUGGGCCCCUGUGGUUUGUCUCUUAUUGCGUCUUUUUAGUGUACAUUACAGCAGGAAGGCAACAUCCAUCCUAUUUGGAACAUGGCUAUCUUUGUGGCCUUUUUUGUUCGAGAAAAUUAAUAAGACAAAGGUGGUUUUUUCUGGUGAAAAUGUUCCUGAAAAGGAGCGAGUAUUGCUCUUUGCUAACCACAGAACAGAAGUUGAUUGGAUGUAUUUGUGGGAUCUUGCAUUGAGAAAGGGUCGCUUGGGAUAUAUCAAGUAUAUACUUAAGAGCAGUCUGAUGAAAUUGCCUAUAUUUAGCUGGGGAUUUCACAUUUUAGAGUUCAUUCCAGUAGAGAGAAAGUGGGAAGUUGAUGAAGCAAUCAUGCGGAAAAAGCUUUCAGCUUUCAAAGAUCCCCAAGAUCCACUCUGGCUUGCGGUUUUUCCAGAGGGCACAGACUAUACUGAACAGAAGUGCAUCAAAAGCCAGCAAUUCGCAGCUGAGAAUGGCUUACCAAUCCUCAGAAAUGUGCUUCUUCCCAAAACAAAGGGAUUCAAUUCUUGUUUGGAAUCUCUCAGGAACUCCUUAGAUGCAGUUUACGAUAUCACCAUCGGUUAUAAACACCGUUGUCCACUUUUUAUUGACAAUGUGUUUGGUGUGGAUCCUUCCGAAGUCCAUAUGCAUGUCCAACGCAUCCUGCCUCGUGAAAUCCCAACAUCUGAAAAUGAGGUAACUGCAUGGUUGAUGGAGAGGUUCAGGCUCAAGGACCAACUCCUCUCUGAUUUUCUCACUCUAGGGUAUUUUCCUCAUCAAGGAACCGAAGGAGAUCUAUCGACACCAACAUGCCUGGUGAAAUGUUUUGUGGUAGUUACUUUGACUAUCGUAUUCAUAUACCUUACACUCUUCUCAUCUGUUCUGUUCAAAAUUUAUGUAUCAUUAAGCUUUACUUAUCUUUCAUUUAUAACCUACUUUGGUAUACAACCGCAACCAGUAUUAGGUUAUGUGAAGGGCUUAUUCUGUGGCAAGAAAGCAUGCUAGAUCAGAUCAUGUAACUUUAUCUGAUUAUUUGUGUUUCAACCAGAAAAUGUUAUUUCGGUGCUACUAGGUUGGUGAAGUAAUUUCUUUGUAUUACUGGUGUCAUUAUGUUGCAGCACCAAAUUUGUUGACUUUAUCAAUGCAGAGUAACCUUUUUUAAAAA